Molecule: messenger RNA, 1489 nt
Organism: Tupaia belangeri chinensis (Chinese tree shrew)
Lineage: Eukaryota; Metazoa; Chordata; Mammalia; Scandentia; Tupaiidae
Gene: TK1
Product: thymidine kinase 1
Exons: 7
Coding region: 211-915 (234 amino acids)
Biological process (GO): thymidine metabolic process
Molecular function (GO): thymidine kinase activity; ATP binding
Source: RefSeq, a predicted model, not a curated record
GCGUCCGGGAUCCCUCCCGCGAGGGGAGGGGCUGCGAGCAAAUCUCCCGCCAGCUCCGCAGCCGUGUGCCGAUUGGCCACGCCGCGGUGAUGCCGGCUCCUGAUUGGCUAACGCACCGAAGGUAAAAGCGCCAGGCGCGGGAACCGGUGUUGAGUCUGCAGGGCAGCGACCGCUGAAGCUUCUACGAUUUGUUAACUUCCCGGAGGCGCCAUGAGCUGCAUCAACCUGCCCACUGUGCUGCCCGGCUCUCCCAGCAAGACCCGGGGCCAGAUCCAGGUGAUUCUCGGGCCCAUGUUCUCAGGAAAAAGCACGGAGCUGAUGAGAAGGGUCCGUCGCUUCCAGAUUGCCCAGUACAAGUGCCUGGUCAUCAAGUAUGCCAAAGACACUCGCUACUCCAGCAGCUUCUCCACACAUGACCGGAACACCAUGGAGGCGCUGCCGGCCUGCCUGCUCCGGGACGUGGCCCAGGAGGCCCUUGGUGUGGCUGUCAUCGGCAUCGAUGAGGGGCAGUUUUUCCCCGACAUCGUGGAGUUCUGCGAGACCAUGGCCAACGCCGGCAAGACAGUGAUCGUGGCCGCGCUGGACGGGACCUUCCAGAGGAAGGCUUUCGGGACCAUCCUGAACCUGGUGCCCCUCGCCGAGAGUGUGGUGAAGCUGACAGCCGUGUGCAUGGAGUGCUUCCGGGAGGCGGCCUACACCAAGCGGCUGGGCACGGAGAAGGAGGUCGAGGUGAUUGGUGGAGCCGACAAGUACCACUCUGUGUGCCGCCUCUGCUACUUUAAGAAGCCGUCGGGCCAGCCUGCUGGGCUGGACAACAAGGAGAACUGCCCAGUGCUGGGCAAGCCGGGGGAGGCCACGGCUGCCCGGAAGCUCUUUGCCCCUCAUCAGAUCCUGCAGUGCAACCCUGCCCACUGAGGGCCUGCAGCCCCUCGCCUCUCCUGCUGCUGCCCCCUAGCGGACGCCAUCCGCCCUGCUCACCGUGUGGUCUUUGCAGAGGAGGAAGUCGGGAUGGACACCCUGAGCAGAGCCAGUCUGCCUUUGGGGCUGGUCUCCACACCCUCCCUCCUCACAGCUCCCCUCCAGGUGCUGGGAGGCCCACCAGGCUGGAGCUGUUCCUGCAGUGGCUUCUGGUCUGGCCAUGUGCCGACCCCUCCACCUUUGGGGUGAGGGACAGAGCCGCAGGCUGUUGUGACAUCAUGCUGCCGCUCCUUCCCCUUUUGUGGCUUUUACUGUUGAGUUUCUGUUCUCCCAGGAGGUGCCAGGACCCUGGGAGGCGGCUGCUGGGGACAGGCACCCCUCUCCAAGGACAGCCUGGACUCAGUCCUCCUCCGUCGGGCUAAAAGCCCAUCCUACGCACCUCGGCUGGUGGUUUUCUCCAGAAUGACCACAUCUUCCCCUGGGGGGCAGGCUCCAGGAGCCAGCUCCCAAAGUAGGGGCUGCAUCUCCAGCUGUGAAGGAUGACUCACAUUAAAGUUGACUUGGUAAGGCA